ACGUCACAGCUAGAAGAUGAAGGCGCAGAGGCAGCCAUUACUGGAGGUUCUGUAAUUAUCAAAACCAAAUAAAUAUUGGCGGAAAACUUCCAUGGCAAGAACCACUAGUCAAAUUUACGAUGCAGUUCCCAUUCAGUCCAGUGUUAUCUGCUCCUGCCCAUCUCCAUCAAUGGUAAGAAACCAGCCGGACUGCAGCUCACCGCUCGCUGUGCAGGGCGCAGGCAGCAUGGAGCCCCGGGCCUCCCCCAAGCCCGGCGACAAGGCCCCGCAGCCGCGCAAGAAGAGGCCGGAGGACUUCAAAUUCGGCAAGAUUCUAGGAGAGGGCUCUUUCUCGACAGUUGUACUGGCAAGAGAACAUUCAACGGGAAAGGAAUAUGCAAUUAAAAUUCUAGAGAAGCGGCACAUCAUGAAGGAGAACAAGGCGCAGUACGUGAAGCGAGAGAGAGAUGUCAUGUCAAUCCUAGAUCACCCCUUUUUCGUCAAACUCUACUUCACAUUUCAAGAUGAGGAAAAGUUGUAUUUUGGCCUGAGCUAUGCGAAAAAUGGGGAACUACUUAAAUACAUUCGCAAAAUAGGUUCUUUUGAUGAAACCUGUACUAGGUUCUACUCAGCUGAAAUAGUUUGUGCACUAGAAUAUUUGCAUUCGAAGGGGAUAAUUCACAGGGACCUUAAACCGGAGAAUAUUUUACUGAACGAAGAGAUGCACAUUCAAAUAACAGAUUUCGGAACUGCAAAACAGUUAUCUUCAGAUAGCAGACAAGCAAGAGCAAACUCUUUUGUAGGAACUGCACAGUACGUCUCUCCAGAACUGCUGACUGAGAAGUCUGCCUGCAAAAGCUCUGACCUCUGGGCUCUAGGCUGUAUAAUCUACCAAUUGGUUGCAGGAUUGCCACCAUUUAGAGCUGGAAACGAGUACCUAAUAUUCCAGAAGAUAAUAAAGCUGGAGUAUGAAUUUCCGGAGAAAUUCUUUCCUAAAGCAAAGGAUCUUGUUGAACAGCUCUUAUCCUUGGACCCCACCAAGCGGAUUGGCUGUGAGGAGAUGGGCGGGUACAACCCCCUGAGGGCCCACCCCUUCUUCGAGAUGAUCUCAUGGGAGAACCUGCACCAGCAGACGCCCCCCCAGCUCAUCCCCUACCUGCCCGCCAUGUCUGAGGAUGACGAAGACUGCUAUGGGAAUUACGAUGACCUCCUCAGCCAGUUCACCAACAUGCAGGUGGCCCAGUCGAGCUCCUCCCACUCGCUCUCUGUGCCCGAGUCCAUCCCCCCGCAGAGGUCCAGCAGCAACAUCGAGCAGUACAUCCACGACCUGGACAACAACUCCUUCGAGCUGGACUUGCAGUUCUCCAGCGAGGAGAAGCAGCUGCUGCUGGAGAAGCAGACCAGCGGCAAUCCCUGGCACCAAUUUGUAGAGAACAAUUUAAUACUCAAGAUGGGGCCAGUGGACAAAAGGAAGGGGCUGUUUGCCCGCCGGCGCCAACUGCUGCUGACAGAGGGACCGCACCUUUACUAUGUGGACCCAGUCAACAAAGUCCUGAAGGGGGAGAUUCCCUGGUCCCCAGAGCUGCGCCCAGAGGCCAAGAACUUCAAAACUUUCUUUGUUCACACGCCAAACAGGACAUAUUAUCUAAUGGACCCUAGCGGAAACGCGGACAAAUGGUGUAAGAAGAUUCAAGAAGUGUGGCGGAAGAUUUACCACAAGCACCAAAACACUGGCAUAUAGUUCCAACACCCCAAAAGGCCCACUGUCCCCGCUGUGACAAGACCUCUCCUCCAUUUCUGAGUUCUGUCACCCUCCUGAGAGCCCUGGCUCACAAGUUUUGACACCUCUUUUUACAAAGGCUGGCUUCUAAAAUUUAAUUUAAAAAAAUAAAUUUAAAAAAAAAAAAAAAACAACAAAAAAAAAGGAAAUAGGAAAACAGACUAAUGGAAUUCAGGGUUGCUCUGCUCUGCUUGUUCUCCAUGCUUGCGUUGAGGCUUUGGUAGCAUAUGGUCACAUGUGGAUGGAGAUCCGGCUUUCACACACCGCUGCUGUCCCGCUGCAGAAAACCAUACCAUGCAGGAGAACACGCUUCAGUAGGAUAGAAUUCCACACGUGCACAUGCUUCCAUAUUAUGUAGUGCAGCCCUGUGGUUGGGAGGGAGAGGGCGGGAAAGGGCCUUAUUCCUAUGAGUUUAUUCAAAUCAAAACCAUCAGGGAGCCUUACAAUAAUAAUGAUAAUAAUAAUGAUGAUGAUAAUAAUAAUAACAAUAAAAACUCCAACGAGCUAACCUUCAAAAUUAGAUUUGCCUGGUUUUCCUUCCUCUUUGCUCAAUAUAAGCAGCUUGCAGUCCUGUCAAUAGUGGCUUCACUUCUUUCUGACAGCAGUUUUACAGUGGUACUUAAAUUAAGCAUCAGUGUCUGUGCUGAAGUGUGGGUCCUGGGUAGACAGCCUGAUUACUGUCAGUGAUACUAUAAAACACACAAAGCAGCAAGUAGAGGGGGAAAAAAAAAACUUGCAGUCCUUUCUGUAAUACUUGCUUACGCUCCCUGCAUGACCAGUUGUAAAUUGCAAAAGUGUAGUUUUGCCUCACUGGCUCUUUUGAAAGGGUACUGUGAGAAUUGCAGAUCCAUUGCUGAGCAUAGUUAACUAAAGUUAAGAUGGGUAUUUUGGCUGAGUUGACGACCUUUAGUGAUAGAAAAACAACAUUUAGCUGUAAUAUGCCAGCAAGUGGCAUUUUCUUUAGUGCAGUUUAUAAUUAUAAAGAUAAUUUUUGGGCAGGGUAGCAUGUUCAUCUUGAGUGUGUCCUGUUCAGAAAAAAAAUCAGAUGCUGUCUACCAUGUGUAGAUCAGCUCUAGUAUAGAAACGAUGUAUUCAACAGUGAAUUGUUCUUAUUACUACUACUGUUAUUUCUUUUAAGCAGCAGAACUCUUCGAUACAAGUGUGACUAUCCAGUUGCCAUGGUUGCACAGUUCACACCAGGUUUAUGAAGCAGCAAGUUUCUACAAGCUUGUAAUGGGUCUCUACAUCAGACCUGACCUAUAAGUCGAAAAGCUGUUUUUUGUUUUAGAGGAAGCUGGAUGCCAUGGUGUCAGCUGAGUCAGUCUGCCAGGGGUAUCUGUGGGCUGUGUCUGUAGAAGCAUUCUCACACUAUGACGUAAUCAAUGUGUUUGGAUGUCAGCAAAAGGCGAUUCAAUCCAAAUAGCAGAUGAAAUUGCUGUAUCUGUAUUUCAAAUUUAGCAAGUCCAGGAAGUGUUUAUUUUUCUCUUGCUAGAUCUUUCUUUUUUUUUUAUCAGGUUGGCGACAGUCGGUUACAUUGUGUAUUUAAUACUCUACCUGGUUUGUAACCGACCAGAACUGUGAUGUACAGAUGACGUAUUAAUGAAAUCUGAAGCAAGUAAUGCAAUGAUAUUAGGAUACACACUUUUUGUAUUUUUAUUCUUGUAUAAGGUUAUUUGCUGGCUAUUGUUCAGCCUCUAGUUCAUUCUGUGUUAUUUAAAUUCUAAUAUAUGAAUCAUGUUUGGAUUGAAGUCAUGUUCAGGGGCCAUGUUGUGUAUGUAUUGAGAUGUAAAGCCUUUGAAUGUGAAUAAUUAUUGUAAACUAUGAUAUUUUGCAACUUUUUUCUUACUUUAUUAUAUAAAUUUUCUAUUUGGUCAGUGAUUUAAUCAUAUUUCUCAUAAUUUAAUGAAUCUGUUUAUUCUCUUUACGAUUAUUUGUGCGCUAGGUAUAGUUGUUGAUGGAUGAAUUUCCCACAUAAUGCUUGGUAGUCCUAUAAUAAAAGCAUGUAGGGUUUUAG
Molecule: messenger RNA, 3773 nt
Organism: Megalops cyprinoides (Indo-Pacific tarpon)
Lineage: Eukaryota; Metazoa; Chordata; Actinopteri; Elopiformes; Megalopidae
Gene: pdpk1a
Product: 3-phosphoinositide dependent protein kinase 1a
Exons: 14
Coding region: 92-1720 (542 amino acids)
Biological process (GO): peptidyl-serine phosphorylation; intracellular signal transduction
Molecular function (GO): ATP binding; protein serine/threonine kinase activity
Source: RefSeq, a predicted model, not a curated record